This is a messenger RNA of Theileria equi strain WA, 858 nucleotides long. RefSeq names its product DNAj domain containing protein. The record is from RefSeq and is a predicted model, not a curated record. The coding region runs from base 1 to 840 and encodes 279 amino acids. Lineage: Eukaryota; Apicomplexa; Aconoidasida; Piroplasmida; Theileriidae. Gene Ontology annotation, biological process: cristae formation. The transcript has 6 exons.
AUGGAGGAGAGAGAGAAACAUUCAUCUCUAUCUGGGAAUGUCGCCGAUUACCUCAAUAAAAGGAAUAAUUUUCUUAAAAAGUCUGAGUUGACUUACUAUGAAGUUUUGGAAGUGGAAAAAGAUUGCACCCCGGAGGAUAUCAGACACGCCUUUUAUCAUUUUGCUCGUAUAUUUCACCCAGAUAAAUCUGGAAACUCCAAAUACUCGUGGGUAUUCAAUGAGAUAAAGAAUGCAUAUGAUGUCCUAUCUAACGAAUAUAAGAGAUCAUCCUAUGAUUUUGAGAAUGGAUUCAUUAACUCUGAGGAUAUCCAGGAGAAGUUAACCUCCAUAGGUGAUGCCAUGAAGCAACUAUACUACACCUUUAUCAAUGAGAAGGCUGAUGCUUACAUUAACUCCGUCUAUCACGAAUUUACUCACAAAGGUCUUGUAAUAAAAAGGGCAUUGUUUGGUGAUUUGUCCUUGGUUGAUCCAAAUUUACUCUCAUCAACGGAAACCAUAAAUGUUAAACGGUUGCAGGGACCUUAUAUUGACGUGACAGUACAGCUACAGGUCCUAAUACAAAACGGUGUAUUGCAUUUGAACUCUGGAAACUUUUCUUCCUUUGCUUAUUUGCCAGGAUUUUACAAUCCACUUCAUUUUGAUCAGCAUAGACAAGACUCAGAGGCACAACUUUAUGUUUUGUACCUCUUUAAUGACAACGUACAUGAGGUGACCGUAUCUGACAAGAAUCCAAUAUCUCUGCCAAUGAAAUCGCACAUGGUCUAUGGAGCUUACAUUAAGGGACCAUAUCCACUCGCGAAUCUGGACCGUUUGGAGUUUUGCUCAGUGUGUAUCGCCUAAAAGGGCAUGUAUUCACGC